UCCGAUGAUGGAAAAGAGGUGGGACCAGGUCGUGCAGUUCUUGCACACUCUCCAGAAUGUAUGUCUGAGUAUUUUUUAAUGGAAAAUUAGGAACUUAAAGCGCAGCUUACAGUGCACUGUGCUCUCGCCCUUUCCAAACCAUCCAAAUAUCCAGUCACAUGCUCAAGCGGACACUAAUUUGUUUAUCCAACAAGGGGCAUGUCACGAGACACAAAGUACACUGCCUUAUUACGUGUCGUAGUUGCUAUUGGAUUUAAUGACCAGUAAUAAAACUCCUUGUUGGUUGCAAGAUGAACAUUUGAAAUAUUAACGUACUUAUUAAGGUGCUUGUUCAUUAACAUAUUACUCGGUAGUUGCUUAUCAGUGAACGAGCACACCGGACCGACAUAGAACAAUGACAUUCGAAGAGGCUUAUAAUGUCAUAUGAAAGCUGGUGAUACUUAGUGUAACAGUGAAAGAGACUACUCUUUUAAUUACGUUUCAACGACCUUUACGCGACCGUAUACGGCUUGUUUUAAAAGGCCUAAGAAGGCAGUCAUUUGUCUCUUGUAUUUGUUAUUUUUGCCCUCACAAAAAAUAGAUAUAAUUGAGACCAAAUCAAACUGUGACAAAAGAAUUAAGUAGGUGUUAUUGAAUUAUUAAAAAAUAAAAUACUCUCGAGAUCGCCAAGGAGACGCUCUGUCCUGUCACACGGAUUUUUCUGUGUAGGUAACUUUUAUUUAUAAUGUCGUCGUCUGCAUCGUUUACCCUAUCGUCAUCGCAAUCACUUUGACACGUAAUAAGUGCCGUUCGACUACCGUACGGCACUUGCCACACAUUCAGUCCAUCAGAACCAUCAUGAUGACGAGCAAUGCGGCGAUAAUCAGUGUAUUAUGUUGCGUGGCAGCCCUUAUAAGUGGGAGCGAGACGACGAUAGGAGACGAAACAGUGCACCGAUAUCGGCGGCAGCUUUUGUAUCCUAAUAGCACUUUGUUUCAAGUCAACAUAGGCGUGGGAACCCCAACGCCAAUAAAGACCAUAAACGUGAACUGGGCUAUCCAGGCCAACUUCCAGCUGCCCUGGAACCGCUCCCAGAUUCCUGUGGAUAUCCUGUGGGCCAACUCUGGAUAUGACGUUGAGGUAUCCAGGAAGAAGAGAGAGUUGGAGGGAUAUUACGAAAAUGAUGCGAAGUUGUACCACUUUUAUAAAUAUGUUGAAGAUGCGUUGAAUAAUUUCGGCCACAAUGGAACCGCCUGCGUGCUGAAAACUCUGUGCCAGCUGGGAGCUGAUCCACUCCACACGGACCACGAGGACGAUUUGCUGCAUGAGAUAACCAGCUACGUACUCAAUCCUUUAAACGACAUCGCAGAGCACCCAUGCCAUGAGGCAUCCCCAUACGUGCAAGCGUUCGAGCACGGCCAGAACCUUCGAGACUGUUCCAGAAUAUUUCAGUGCACUUCUAUUUCACUCCUCGAUAUGUUUACUAAAGUGUUUGAUUCUCCAUAACAGCGACCUACGGCUAGUUGUCCUACUGAAGCGCCUAUAGUGUCCUGUCACGACUAAGGUUGAUAUGUCAGGAUUUUUGGUCUUUUGUCAGGAUUGCAGGCGGACUUGGCGAGCAUCAGGGUUAUUAGAAAAUCAAUUAAAUAAUAGAAUCUAUUAGCUACAAGUUUAAUUAAAUUAUUCUCACUGCACUGGUUUGUCAACCAAAAAGAGAGGGUACGAACAAUACACCUGCCGCUCGGACCGAUUUUUAACCUUAAAGUUUUCCUGGCAAAAAAAAAAACUUAUGCUUAAUCAGUUUUAUAGGUUUUUAAAAACUUUGAGACACAGACGCCUAAGAUACGUCGGAAGCUUUGGAGAAAUGAUUUUCCACUUUCUUCUCAAUUUCGUGUACGGGAAAUGUCAGGAUUUUAAAGGUCAUGUCCGGAGUUUAUCCAUCUUUUCAGGUAACAACCCUAGUCGCGACUCAUAUUCAUAUUUAUCAACAGUGUAGUCUGACUUGAGGCUCUAAUUACUAUACAAAAUUAAAACAUUAUUUUGUUAAUCCGCGAAAGAAUAACUUGCUAGUUAAUUAGUGCAAAUCCGUUGUACGUACUUGCGUAUUUACUCCUCUACUUGCGCCUAUCGGGAACUUCAUAAUGUGUAUCUUAACUUUGUCAUAAUCGAUAGAAAUAGAAAUAGGAGGUAUUCGAGAUACGAGUAUUCAAAAUUCAAAGACUUAUUUUGUAAGUAGAUCUCAAGGGC
This is a messenger RNA of Cydia pomonella (codling moth), 2226 nucleotides long. RefSeq lists its product as uncharacterized. NCBI's taxonomy places the organism in Eukaryota, Metazoa, Arthropoda, Insecta, Lepidoptera, Tortricidae. The record is from RefSeq and is a predicted model, not a curated record. The transcript is spliced from 4 exons. The coding region runs from base 838 to 1485 and encodes 215 amino acids.